Messenger RNA from Durusdinium trenchii, 408 nucleotides. The record is from the annotation of a GenBank genome assembly. Lineage: Eukaryota; Dinophyceae; Suessiales; Symbiodiniaceae.
GUGAUAUUGAUCCUGUCCACCAUCCUGUGCGUGCUUCUGAAGAAUGCUGUGGCCUUCAUGGGAGACUUGGUGGGCAUUCUGCCAGCCAAUUGUGUUUGUGUGGUCUUCCCCUGCUUGGCCUUCCUCAAGUUGAACGGUGGCAACAUGGGCCGGUGGCCAAAGCUGGGCGUUUUGAGCCUCGCAGUUCUCUUUGGGCUCUACAGCUCCUUGCAGAGUCGAGUCCGAAGGAGUCGAACACCUUCACCGACAGCUGCGGGGGGAUCGCCCCUGCCAAUUGGUACGUGGAAAUCGAGACCGGUGGGAUACCAUUCAUCAGUGCAAGGCAGUGUGUAUGUGGGUGUUUUCCGUGCCAGAUGGUCUUUGGGAAUUUCCUUCCCCAAGGCCUUUUUGUGGAGUCUAAACGGCUAA